CAGCCAGCUCGUGCCUGUAACUCGAGCGGCGCAGGGGCUGACAAUGCGCGAUAUGAUGUGUGCGCGAUUAUGGCCCUCAACCUCCAGCGCUUCCUCAACUUGACAUUCUUUAUCUUCCUUUCGGUGAUCCUCUUCUUUCUGAUCAUCCUGACUCCCGCCGACGCCAUCUACCAGUGCUACAUCACCCGCCGCCUCACGAACAUCUUUAUCAUCACGGGCGGCUACGUCGUUACAUUCAUUCUCGCCAUCCUCAUAUACGCGACCCGUCUCUAUACCAACCGUACCGUUCUAUCCGGCAUUCCCAAGGCCUGGAUCCCCGUGGAGAAGGAAGAUGUGGGCAAGAGCGUGCGACGACUGGUGAAGGAGGGCCUAGCCCACAGCGCGAUCAUCGCCUACCAAGCCCGCCCGCGGGACCUGGCCGCCGACGGGGAUGCCUUCGCCAACUACGAGUCGCUGCUGAUCGACCGCGACCACCCACCCUGGGGUCCCAUCGAACACCCUGGCUGGUCGUCGCCCUCGUGCGCGGAUCUGCCGGACCUCCCGUACCGGACCGUGAUCCAGGAACUGCCUCACCUGAUCGAAGCCAAAGCCGUCUCCCUCGCUCCCCCCGACCCAAUCUUCGCCGGGGUGCAUCAGUCCCUCCGCGCGCCGUUCUCCGACGCCGAUGAGUCGUUCCCGGACACCCGGGUGGUGGAAGUCCUGCGGCGACCGGUCUCCAUGGGCCUGCGCGCGUACCUGCAGCACCUCGCGUCGCUGGAUGUCGUCCGACCGCCGGAGGUGGGCGCGGAGUUCAUCGCGCGCUACGAACGGGCGCGCUUCUCGUCGCGGGAUCUCCACGAGAACGAGUUCCGGGAGCUGAUGCACGUCUUUGCGGAGCUGCUACGGGGCAUGACGGGGCUGGAUCCGCGGGUGCUGGCUGAGCUGCAGGCGGCGGAGGAGGAGGACGGAGCCAGCAGUCAGACGGAGAGCGAGUCCAUCAUCGGGCCCUCGGACGAGGAAGGGGAGACGGAGACCAUCGAUUCGUUUCAGGAUAGUGAGGGAGUGUUGUCCCGCGGGCGCAGCAACAGCCUGCGGCCGUCGAAUGCCUCGUCCUGGGAUGCCCGGUCCGCCGCCAGACAGCACGGGCGCUGGUCGCCUGUCUGGUCGCGGCGGCCGACUACGCGUGGUCGGGCCAUGGAGCCGCCGCGGACGCCAUCGAUGCGCUCGCUUAGGCGACUGCCGUCCAACAGCUCUGGUGGCAGCGUCAUUCAUUUGGUUGAAGCCCGGGGACCGUCGGAUCUGCCGUAUGCCUUUAAUUUUGGAGGGUCGAGGGAACGCCUUUAAUCCCGAGUUCCGAGCCCCUCUGCUAGUGGUGGGGGGAAAGGAAGCUAGUUUAGAUUUGAUCAUUAAAUCCGAGGAGUAACGCAAUUCAUUAGUUUCGUCAUACUCUCGUUGGUCUUGUUCAAUGUCUAGGUCGGGAUGGUCUCCCCCACUUCUUCCGAGCAGCUCGGCUUUUCGGGCUCAAGGCACGUGAUGUCCACCAAUCGGCGCAUCGGCAAGCGAAUCUUAGUCAAUUAUUCCAUCAUCAGUGUUUGU
Aspergillus brunneoviolaceus CBS 621.78 is the source of this 1575-nucleotide messenger RNA. Its product is annotated as aminotransferase, classes I and II. The record is from RefSeq and is a predicted model, not a curated record. The transcript has a single exon. NCBI's taxonomy places the organism in Eukaryota, Fungi, Ascomycota, Eurotiomycetes, Eurotiales, Aspergillaceae. The coding region runs from base 70 to 1323 and encodes 417 amino acids.